Belonocnema kinseyi is the source of this 1900-nucleotide messenger RNA. It is a transcript of the gene Phax, whose product is annotated as phosphorylated adapter RNA export protein. Gene Ontology annotation, cellular component: nucleus. The coding region runs from base 154 to 1392 and encodes 412 amino acids. The transcript is spliced from 4 exons. NCBI's taxonomy places the organism in Eukaryota, Metazoa, Arthropoda, Insecta, Hymenoptera, Cynipidae. Gene Ontology annotation, biological process: snRNA export from nucleus. The record is from RefSeq and is a predicted model, not a curated record.
AGCAGCAUUUGUGUGCAGUAAGCAGUUGCAGGUAGUGAGACAGUUGCAUAGUGUCAUUUUGUGCAAGUGUAUUUCGAUUUGCAUUAAAAACGCGGCGUACAUCUUAAACUAAAAUAGUUUAAAGCUUCAAUAAAAAUUAGUGCAAUAAACGAUAUGGAGGCAGAAUCUCUAGAAUUGGAAGAUGGAGAGGUCGUGGAAGACGAGCCCGAAGAUGCCUUUGGGUCUUACAAUAUUCUUCAGCGACCACAUGCAGUGCCAAAUUUCGAGGAAGCUGGCAAAAUGAAAUACAGCGAUGAAUCGGACGAGACUUCAGUUUCCGAAAGUGAUUCAGACUCCGACUCAGACUCGGCUCGUAAUAAAACGAAAAGGCCGAAAUUAAAAGUGAGACCAACUCGAGCUGCGAGGGAAAAUUGCAGGACAAGGAACGACAAGUUUAAAAUCUGGAAUAUGCAAGUGCAGGAGGAAUCGAUAACCGAAGAUUUGGUAUCUUGUGGGGUCACGAAAAGUAUCUACGCAGACCGAAGUGUCGAGAGUUACGACUUCACGUUGGGUUAUUCUUUUAAAAAAAGGGGAGAGCUCCGACAGCGAGAAAAUAAUAGUUCGGACGAGGAGAGAGAAGUCGAGGAAAGACUGAGCAACAAAAGAAAUUUUUCCGACAGGCGCAAUGUUAAACUGAGAUUAGGAAAGAGAAGAGCCGAUAAUGAAGAGGCUGGCGAUGAUGAUCACAAAGGCUCAUCACGAGCGAUGUCAGGUUUAAGCAUCACUCCGGAAUCGUCUGAUGCUGAAAUUGCUGCUGAUAUUGCCGCAAAACUUUACGAGAAGAAGGAUAUUCUGAUAAAGAAAGUCGUGGACAUUUUGGGAAAGCAAAAGGCGAUCGACUUCUUUCACAAGACAAAAAAAAUUGAGGAGGAAGGGGGCAUGCUGAUUAUGAACGGAUCGCGUAGACGAACAGCUGGAGGAGUUUAUCUUUAUCUAGUGAAAAAUGACGAUCACCUUCCUCAGGAGAAAAUCCGAGAAAUUUUUUACGUCGAUAAGAAAGAAAGUGCGGUUCAAAAGAAAAAAUCUGAGGCUUCGGAAAGGAGACGAAAGGCUAAGGAAAAAUUGCGACUUCUUGAAAACGGAUCUGACAAAGAUUUGCCAGCCUUGCUCACAAGAGCGGAACUGUCAACGCGACAAAUUGCGGAAGAGGCGAGAUUGAGACGAGGUGAAGGCAUGGACCGAACUCCUCCCUUGGAUUCUGAGAGAACCGUGUCAAAUCCUCCACCGAGUCCAGUUACGGACGAUCCUGAUCACACGGAACAAGUGAACGAUUUCUUGUCAACCGGAAGACAGGAAAUUGAUUACGACGAUGUUCUCGAUAUUGGCGAUGUGGACAAUAUGGAAGUUUUUUAAUAUCCUGAAAACUUUUAUUUUUAAGCCUUGUCCCUUUCUCAUGCAUUGCUUCUCUAAUUUGCCUCAGUUAAUUUUAGGUAAUUAUUUAUGCCAAUGAAUGAGAAAGUCCCUAAUCUUAAUUUAUUUUUUUCACUUCAUUCCUCAAUUCGUUUUACUUUGUUGAAACAAGAGGCCCUUUAUUUUCUUAUCUUCGACUUUAAUCUCUUUUCCUCGACAAUAUUCACCACAGCCUCCUGCAAACCAAGAGUUGAAAAUAUGGCCCAUGUGUUUUGAAAACGGCCGUAUGGCGGCGCUAGUAGUUACUUUUUUCUAGUUGUUUUGCCGGUUAUAUGACGGUCGUAUGACCCCACUCUCAUGCUGCCAAAUGCUAUUAUUUCUAAUUGAAAGCGUUCCAAAUUGUACACUUUCAGAGUGAAUUUUGAAAGUUGGGAAAUUUUAUUAGAAAAAAUUUGACAUUUUAGCAUUUCUAAUUUAAAGCUUAGAGAAUGAAGCAAUUUUAUUUUACGUA